Nothoprocta perdicaria is the source of this 964-nucleotide messenger RNA. It is a transcript of the gene RHNO1, whose product is annotated as RAD9-HUS1-RAD1 interacting nuclear orphan 1. The coding region runs from base 79 to 891 and encodes 270 amino acids. The transcript has 2 exons. Gene Ontology annotation, biological process: recombinational repair; DNA damage checkpoint signaling; cellular response to ionizing radiation. The record is from RefSeq and is a predicted model, not a curated record. Gene Ontology annotation, cellular component: chromosome; nucleus. Lineage: Eukaryota; Metazoa; Chordata; Aves; Tinamiformes; Tinamidae.
CUUGCGGUGCUUUCCCCUUUCUCCGCUGCAUCCUAGCAAGCACCAUGAGGUUUCUCAGUGGUUUCGCCCUGCCUCUUGAUGCCUCCGAAGAAGAAGAAAUGCCCCCGCCAGGCCAGGAAGGCAGAGCUGGUGUUCCUUGAGAGGCCGCGGGGGGGGCCUGUCCGUGCCUGGGAAUCUCCACUGCCUCUGGCUGAGAACCCGAGACUUGUUCCUACCAAGCCCGCAGACCAGAACGCCUCCACUGCCUGGGUGUGCCCACAGUUUGGAACAUCAGAGCCAGUGAGCUUGGAAGGAUGUCAGAAGAGUCACAGAGCCCAGAAGUGGGAUGCUCUUCGUCAAGGAGGUGCUUCCCGAAAAGUUAUGCCCUGCAAGUUUCCCCCUUUGACUUUUGAGACUUCAGAAGGACCCGCACGCCACUUGUCAGAUUGCCCGGAUCCCUCGAGGAGGAAUGCACAUCUCCCUCGCAGGCAGCCCCCAAAAAGGGCAGUGGCAAAAGCCAACAUCCCAGCGGAUAGUCCUGAAAAGGGCGGGGAACUCUCUUCCUCGCCUGACGCUCAGCCUGUAGAACCAGAAGUCUCUAGUUCCCCAGAGGCACGGGCUCAAACUCUGCCUUCUGGAAGGAGCCGGAGCUGCAGCAGCACUUUGCCGCAGAUGAGUGGCCAUGCCUGGCUGCCCCGCAGCACCUUGGCACUCGCUGUUGAUCCCCCCCGGAGGGAGGAUCUGACAACAGUGCUGGUCACAGAUACUCCGGAGCAUGCCUACGGACUGAAGGUGACCUGGAGGCAGCGGCCUCACAUCCUGCGGUACCUGAGGGAGCGAGGAAGGCUGGCUGCCGAGGACAUAUUCGUGAAGAUGAAUCCGUCCUGGACCCUCCAGGAGAGGCCAAAGUGACUUUGCAUUUGAUGGGAGCAGUUAAUUCUGUUACCUGCAAAGAUGAAUCUAAAUAGAAAAGGGUAUUUUUUCU